Messenger RNA from Musca domestica (house fly), 2836 nucleotides. RefSeq names its product zinc finger protein 420. The record is from RefSeq and is a predicted model, not a curated record. The transcript has 4 exons. The coding region runs from base 130 to 2715 and encodes 861 amino acids. Gene Ontology annotation, molecular function: zinc ion binding. NCBI's taxonomy places the organism in Eukaryota, Metazoa, Arthropoda, Insecta, Diptera, Muscidae. Gene Ontology annotation, cellular component: nucleus.
ACCGCCGCCGCCAAAAACAAAUUGUUUUGCUUCGGAGUCUGGAUAGAAAUGUUUAUUUACUCUUAACAGAAUUAAAAAACUAAAAAACGACAAAGUUUUGCCAAUUUGGGCCAAUUUCAAUUGCACAAAAUGGCCAGUGUGGUGGACGACGAGAACAAUAUUUCGAUAUGUCGUGUUUGCAUGCAUGCAGAUCCCAAUUUGUAUCCUAUAUUUGAAGUACAAACGGGCUUCGAAAAUUCUGUAGCUGAUAUUCUGACUGAAUGUACAAAAUACCCGGUGGAACGCAAUGACAAACUACCCACAAAUAUUUGCCUUAACUGUAGGGAAUUGGCCCGAAACGCCCAUAAUUUUAAACGCCAAACCGAGGAGGCAUACUGCAGACUAAAAUCAGUGUAUGAUAUAAACUGGGCGUCUCAACAGAAGGAUGAGAACAAAGGUGCGCCCACAACAGUCGACACCACCAUCGGCGGCAAUAGCAUAGCCCAUAAGUAUACACAAACGGAUAAAAGUACGGUGUUCCAGUGUGAGUCCUGCCCAUUGAAAUUUUUUGCCGAAAAUGAAUUGCGCCAACAUCGGGCCGCCAGCCACAUAUACGAUGGGAAAAAGUGCCGUGUCUGUGGGGGGAAGUUCAAUCAUUUGGGUCAACUGAAAGUCCAUUUGUCGACGGCACACCCCGACGAGGGAAUACGUUGUGAUUUUAAAUGCUAUAUUUGUGCAAGGGAAUUUACGCGCAAGGAUCAUCUUAAACGACAUUUGAUUAAGGUGCAUAAAAUUAAGGAUGAGAAAUUGAAUAUUUCAAAGGUAUCACUGGAUGAACCUGAAAUACAAAUCAACACUUCAGACAAUCAGGCAACGACCCUCAACAACUACAGUAGUCACUGGCCAGAUUAUUGUAACGAAGAUGAUGACGUUGAAGGGGGAACAACAAGUCAAAAUGAAACAACUGAAGCAGCCAUUAAUCCAUUCUCAAGUGAUGAUGAGGGACAAGACCAGAACAGUUUCAAUGACAUGAACGACGAAGAUGUUAAACAUUUUGUGGAAAAUUUCCCUCAACCUGAAGUUUCUAUUAAAGUUGAAAAUUCGGACGAGAAUGAUGGUAUUAAAACGGAAAAGCUGGCUAAAUUGAAUGAAGAUGGUUCAUUGGAAGAUACUAAGCCCACUGUUCAUACCACGGCCUCCCAGAAAUCCGAAUUGCCUCCAGAGAAACUGGAGCCUGGCCACAUUGAAGAUGAACCAUUUCACUAUUUUGGUGAUGAUCAUCAUAGUGAUGAAAAUAGCAGCGAUAAUGAUUCCAAACCUGACGACGAAGAUGAUGAUGAUGGGGAAGAAGAAGAAAAUGACGAUGAUGAUGAGGAAGAAGACGAUGAUGACAAUGAUGAUGAUGAUGAUGAUGAUGAAGAGCAUGAUGACGAACAUGUCACAAAAAAAGAAAAGUAUAAAAACAAUAAAAAAUCUUCGAAAGAAAAUAAGGCAUCUUCUUCAACUGCGAUCAAAUCCAGAAAGCCACGUCGCCGUCAUGUUUCCACAAAUCCCGAAGAUAAUCGUUGUAAGGAGUGCAAUCGUACAUUCACCCGCUACAAUCAUUUGCUACGACACAUGCUGUCCCAUAGUAAUGAAAAACCUCAUAUUUGUAAAUUCUGUAGCAAAGGUUUCACCCGAUCAGAUCAUCUUCAAAAACACAUACAAAGUAUACACGCCGAAAAGAAUUUCAAAUGUGAUCGCUGCGACAAUGCCUAUGGACGUAAAGAUCAUUUACUGCGGCACAUUGAGACACGACACAAUAAAAAUCCUUCGGCACCCAAACCCCAAUAUGAAUGCGACAUGUGUGAAAAGAAGUUUACAACAAAGACAUAUUUGGUAAAACAUAAGUUGUUGCACACCGACAGGCUGUAUGCCUGUAAACAUUGUCCGGAAACGUUUAGCGAAAAGGAACAAAUGAAGGAGCACCAGAAAAAGGAGCACACACAACCAAGGAAUUUCCUGUGUAGCAUAUGUGGAGACUCUUUUCAGCGUAAUGAAUACCUGAAAAUUCACAUGAGGCGUCAUACAGGAGAAAAACCAUACAAAUGCCGAUUUUGUGAAAAGGGUUUUCCACGUAGUACUGAUUUGAAAAUGCACGAAAGAUAUCACAUUGGUCUGAAACCAAAUCUAUGUAAUUUAUGUGGCAAAGGUUUCCAUCGUCCCUACAAUCUGACCAUACACAUGCGAACUCAUACCGGUGAAAAGCCUUAUAAAUGUAAUCAAUGCCCCCAAGCCUUUGCACAAAGUAAUGAUUUGAAGGCCCACAUUCGCAGACACACUGGCGAACGUUUUCGCUGUGAUAUAUGUAGUGCUGCUUUUCUUCAACGAUACGGCCUUAAUGCUCAUUUGAGAACGGUUCACGGGAUUGUUGUAACUUCGUUUACGGGACGUUUGCGUAAAGCUGAACCAGGUGAAGUUUCGACCGGUACUGGUGGUCCGAACGAUGAAAUGUUAUCGGCAGAUGAACAAAUGCAAGGAACUGAGUCGUUGCCAACAAUAACGACAACAACAACACCAGCUGUAUCAACAAUACAGCACAAUGUUGAUAAUUCAUCCACGCCACCAUUAUAUUUGGGCCAUCACCUCUUAAAUCCAAUGGCUUCUGUUGGUUUGGCAGUCGCCCAUGCGGCAGCAACAUCGAUGGAUGCAACAAUUUUGCCACCACCACAUCCACCUCCCCCCACACAAUUGUAAUAUAACUAAUUUGUAAUUAUAUAAGUUUUAGUUUUUAGUCUAGUUGUAGAAAACUUUUAAUUUAUAAAAAAAAAAAAUUUUAUGCAAUAAACCAAUUUGUGGGAAAUGUUCACAAAAGAAA